CGUUCAGGUGUCCAGCCGGUGCUUCAGAACAUGAGUAAACAUUUAAAAUACAUGAUGAAGUCAGUUAAACUUUACACUGACUUUACACUUUACAUAAUGACUGAUAAGAUCAAUAUGGAUCAUUACAAACAUUUGUUUCAAACUGAAACUUGGACUCUUAAGAUUCAAGUUAUCCUAAACGAUUUGACCACUAGGUGGCGCCAUUUACUUUUGUCAAACUACUUGAACGUUCACCUUUGCAGUUUGUGAUCAUUUAUCUUAGAAGGUGGAAAGAAUUAAAAAACAACAAUGCAGGACUAUAGGGGAAACUAUGUCUGAAAUAAUCACCUGACAGCUGUUAGGCAACAAACAACCGAUAGCACGUUAACAACAGCAUUUUAAACGUCACAGGCAGAUGUGGGUGGUUGUGUGUAAAGGUAUCAUAGGACACACAGAGCAUCAUAUGCAGGGACACGUGUCACAUUGCUUUGCUACGCAGCCCGUCUGGGUUUCUGCUAAUGAUGCUGCUUGUGCAGAGUACUCCAGCGCAGUGGACACGCGCAUCCUGAACAUCGAGAGAGACGGCCAUAUUCUGUACUCCUGGAAGGUAACGGUGCUUCAUACGUGUGUGAUUGGAGCGACAGAAACCACCAGGAUCGGGAAAUACGACCCGGUCACCAAACACAACAAGCUCCUGUACUCGUUCGACAAGCAGGUGUGCGUCAGCAGCUGCUCGCUGAACAAGGAGGAGACUCUGUUAGCCGUCAGCUUGGCCCAAAGCACCGCGGGAGCCGAGCGCCUGAAACCACUGUCCAAGUGCCUCACCCUCCUGAUCGAGAUCAGUCCCAUCAACAACACCAAGGUCCUGAAGGCCGUGGACUGCAGGGUCAAAGUGCAGUUCCUCCACCAGGAAGGCGACAGGAGGCCGGUGCUGGAGAGCCACCUGCUCCUGCUGACAGAGGACGGAUAUGCAGACCUGUACCACGUGCUGCUGGCCAAACAGGAGGGCUACAGGGUGGUGAUGGCGAAUGCGGAGCGUUUGGCCAAAACGGCGGAGAGGCUGGUGGAGGAUUUCAGCUGGGUGCAGUGGGAUGGACACGCGCAGAGGCUCUACUACCUGACGCACAAGGACAAGUUCCUGCUGCGAUGUGUCCAGUUUUACCCAAACCACAGCUGUGACACUGUGCUGGAGCUUCCGUUGGAGCUGCCUGCUGACGCUUUCCCUGCAGUCAAGUUCGUCAACCUGGGCUUUGACCAUUAUCACACAGAGGGACCGGAGCAGGAGCUCGUUCGACUAGAGGUGUUCACAGAGACAAUAGGGAGCAUGUGCGUCUGCUACAGUCAGCCCUCCAAACACAAACAGGAGCUGAUCUACAGUUUAAUUUUAGUCCACAAAGACUGCAGGAAGACGUUCAGGGUUGCGCUGGGCGCUGAGCGGACCCAGCAGAGAGCAGAGCAGCUCCAGCCCGUCUUCAUCCCCAUAGGUUACUACAUCCUGGUGUAUCUGCAGGACUAUUUCCUCCACUGUAUCAACACCAGGCAGCAGGAGAUGCUCUGUCACUCGCUCUUCUUCUCCGGAGAGGAUGUGGACCUGGGCUUGCAGUGUCAGCCAGCUGACAUCACUGUGCUGCAUGCGGAGGAAAAGUCCUGCUGCAGUUUGUUGGACCUGGCCAGCGGCACCAUUCACGUCGUCGAGCUCAGCCCUGCCUACCUGCUGCAGGUGCUGAAAUCAAACACUCCUUCCAGGUGCCCCGGCAGGAAGGCUGACUCUCAGUGUCUGGCUGCUCUCCACUGCCUGCUGGUUUACAUGGGAAAGGACCCAAACCUGGAGCUGAAGAUCAUUGAAUGGCUGUGUGACAACGUGAACGCCUUCGAGUGCUUUGAUCAGAUCCAGGAGUUCAUCCUGGCCUCUCUGUUCAGAAUAAGCUAUGAGAAGUCUCUCAGUCUGGAUAAAGUCCUGCCCUAUUCCUCUGUUUUCAACAAGAAGGAGGUGCCCGCGUGUCUGUCCACGGUCCCCGGUGUGGUGUGCACCACUGAUCUGCAGAUUGAGUCUGAGGUAAAAGGGAAGGGUUUCUGGGCAGAGCUGCAGUGGAACACAGAGCGAGUGAACUAUCUGGACAACGUUCCCCACCCCAGAUACCAAACCACCGCCGGUCCCGUACAGCAGGGCUCUGAGAGGAGGCCCUCCAGCCACAUGAAUCACCUGGAGGACAACACAAAGAAAGUUCUAUCGAUGGUGGACACCUGGUGUCUCGAUAAGAAGCUGGUGCCGCUGUUCCAGGAGGAGGACCAUCAACAGAGGGCGCUCAUAGGACUGGUGAGAGAGAGAGAACGUGAACAACGUGUUUACAGGCUGAGUUUGUACGGUCGACAAGCUUCGAGAACAUCUCAACAGACACCUGCCUCAUCUGGGAAAGAAGAAAACCGACUCGCUGGUUGUCAGCUACGUAGCCAAACUGGAUGUGAGUGGGGCCGAGCCUCUUCCUGUUAUUUGACACCAGAUGACACUGUGGCUCGUUGGAGGAAAGGAGGAACGCGUUGUGGCGCUCGACAGACUCGCCUCCGAUUGGGUCAAGUGCAUUCAGAACAUCUCGUUUGCCACCUCUGUGAAGUGACGCGGGGGCGAGCUGCGCUGCUCAUGUUCAAGAACUGGGAAGGAAAAGAGAAGGAACUGGAGCUGAUCAGACACAUGCUGGAGACGGUCUGGCUCAAGUAUGACCUCGGCUCUCAUGUUUUGUGCUUGACGCAGCAGGGCACUCCUGCCGAGUGGUCCGUCCUUCACUUCAUGUUUCGAAUCCUGGAAGCUACGAGGGGUCUCAGCCUUCCCCUCCCACCUGGCUAUCACACCCUGUUAGCGGUGUUUGCCGUGCGCUGCCUCCCCCAUCACACUUUCCUCCAGUACAUUGACCACGGCUUCCUGCAGCUCACCGAAACCUUUGUGUCUCGACUCAUGACAGACUUGGACAACAGUGAUGCGAACGAGAGGCUGAAGUUCAGCGUGGUAAAGAGACUCCCUCAGCCCAUGGAGCAAAGAAUCUACCAUAUGUGGGAUCAUCCAGUCAGUUCAGCAUCAAUCUCCAGAGAUUAUGUCAGGACUCUGCUGGAGAGAAACAACAAAAACAAGGGAUUUGCAUCCUCGGGCAGAGACAAUCCCGGCUUCAGACCAGACUUUCUGCCUCUAACCUACCUGGCAAAAAUACUCUCUGAUAUAGAGGCAAAAGCUCCGAACCCAUUUGAGGAGCAGGAGAACGUGGAUGCUCGGUUUGUGGAGGAGACGGCUCUGAAACAGACACUAAUACUGCUGGGCUUUGAGGAGAAGUGAAGAAUGUGGAGGAAGGCAGGAGAAGGGGGUGGAGAGGGACUGAUGGAUGGAGGGAGAAACAGAUGAGGGGGAAAAUGUGUUUGAGAGAACAGUCAUCAUCGACUGGGCCUUGAGGACACGAAACAGAUGGAUGGAUGAUGAAGGGCGAGACGUGAAAGAUGAAUGGAGAGAUUGAGAGGCAGAGUUCUCAUAAACAAGCUCUCGCUGUUUGAUGACGAAUCAGGGUGGGACGGAGGGAUGGAUGGAUGGAGGCGGCCGCGGAGAGACAGACGGAGGCGAGAACGGGAGUCACCCUGUUUCUCACAGCAAACACUGGCGCGUGUGGGGGUCGGCACGAGCAGCACACCAACUCACAAGACAACAGGGAACCCGGUUGGAGAUUCAGCUCAGUUUCUGGAAGCAUGGUUUUAAAUAUUUAUUGAAAAUCAAUAACUGCAGGCAGCUGUUUAUAUUAACUCAAUUUCUGGAGCAGCAACAAUUCUCUCCUGUGCCCCGGCAACUUCUCCCUACUUUCUUUCGUUACAAUUUAUGAACGCCGAUGUUAAACCCUGUGCACGGUAUUUAUAAAUCACGUGCACUUGUUUGUCCUCCCGUGCUUCCUGUUGCCUCGCUGCACCCCAUCAACUUGAUUACAUGCUGACAAGAGCUGUGCAGACACACCGGCUUGAUACGGUCUGUCAUCAGCUGCUGUGCGUUAGACGUGACUGAGCGCUCUUUGCCCAGUAUCUGGGUAAUCGGAAUUAAAUAGUGACUUUUUAUAGCAAAUACACACUAUCACUCUACACAGAAUCUAAAUUAUGUCUAUGUGGAGAUCAUCCAAGAACUAAGAGGCUUUGGAGGGACUCUGGCCAACAGAUUGUAAAAACUGGCCAAAUUAUCCAAUUAAGUUUGUGUGAUUUAUUCAUAAGCCACUGCUGCAGCCACGUGGUUCAACAUGACCUGUAGCUACUGUUGGCAAACUUCAUCUCAAUAUUGCUCUGGAGAAGCCUUCCUCUGCCAAUCCAACAUUAUUACUGCAUGCUUAUUAUUGACUUUUUAACCAGAGGUCAAAAGGUCAUGAUAAAACAAACUUCUGGUUUAGUACUUUACUAAACUUUACAGUACGUUUAGUACUGAAAAACUUAACAACUACAAACUAAACAAGACAGAAGAGCUACAGUAAGAAAGCACUGACAACUGAAAUUAAAUUCUAAACAGACUGACGCCAUGUCUGCUUUCAAUAAUGUCACAUGCCUUAACUCAUGACAGCCUUUACUGUAAGGCAGGAAGUUCUUUGGUGUGUGUGUGCAUGUGCAUGUGUUUGGAUUUACUGUUAGCGUGUGAAUGUUGGCACACUAACACCUGGCAUCUGAAACUACAAACAAGAUGAGUUACAUCAUGUUUGCGAAGUGGCUUUACAAAGCGUUGCUCUGGAAAAAAAGGGAUUUCUUAGUUAUCUGUUUUUGUGUUUAUGAGGCCGAUGUUUUUGAGGAUGAACUGUAGAUGAAGAGAUUUUUUUUUGUCAUACUGUUGAAGAUCUUGGUGUACAGAGCUGCCAUGUGGGCUUAUGUCCUUCUCAACCUUGAACAAGUGAGGGUGUGAAGCCUCAAGACAAAUUAGGUAAUAAAACAAUUAGUAGUGUGAAAAGCUCUGCAGAGGA
Molecule: messenger RNA, 4940 nt
Organism: Betta splendens (Siamese fighting fish)
Lineage: Eukaryota; Metazoa; Chordata; Actinopteri; Anabantiformes; Osphronemidae
Gene: gsap
Product: gamma-secretase activating protein
Exons: 32
Coding region: 395-3301 (968 amino acids)
Biological process (GO): positive regulation of amyloid-beta formation
Cellular component (GO): trans-Golgi network
Source: RefSeq, a predicted model, not a curated record